Molecule: messenger RNA, 1434 nt
Organism: Exserohilum turcica Et28A
Lineage: Eukaryota; Fungi; Ascomycota; Dothideomycetes; Pleosporales; Pleosporaceae
Exons: 5
Coding region: 1-1185 (394 amino acids)
Biological process (GO): D-sorbitol catabolic process
Molecular function (GO): zinc ion binding; L-iditol 2-dehydrogenase (NAD+) activity
Source: RefSeq, a predicted model, not a curated record
AUGGCUCCCUCAGCUCUCGCAGAUAUCUACCCAAUCCCAGCAAGGCACUACCCAAAGGCGUCUACCGUUGUAGCGUCCGUCUUGCAUGGGCCAAGGGAUUUGCGGCUCGAAACUCGAACAAUCGCAGAGCCCGCCGCCAAUGAACUCCAGAUCGCUAUCAAGGCCACGGGACUUUGCGGGAGCGACUGCUCGUACUACAGCAAGUUCCGCAACGGCGAUCUCCAGGCUUGCGAGCCUCUGUCCCUAGGCCACGAGUCUGCCGGGGUUGUAGUGGCCAUCGGCAACAAUGUCACUGGCUACCAGAUUGGCGACCGCGUUGCCCUCGAGGUGGGCGUGCCAUGCGACAACUGCCGGUCGUGCCAGAGAGGCCGCUACAACCUGUGCCCCAAGAUGAGGUUCCGGAGUAGCGCCAAAUCGGUCCCUCACUUCCAGGGGACCCUUCAGGAGCGCAUCAACCAUCCCGCCAAAUGGUGCCACAAACUUCCUUCUCACGUGUCCAUGGAGUCGGCUGCGCUCCUGGAGCCUCUUUCGGUAGCCAUCCACGCUACCCGACGAGCCCAGAUUGAGCAGGGGGACACUGCCAUUGUCUUUGGUGCGGGCACGGUUGGUCUGCUGACUGCCGCAAUGGCCAAAGUGUCUGGUGCUACGACAGUCGUCAUUGCGGACAUGGAUUAUGGACGCAUAAAUUAUGCUCUCGCGAACGGCUUCGCACACAAGGGUUACCUUGUGACACCACAGACACAGGAGACUGAAGCAACGGGCCAGUUCGCUGCCGCGAAGGAGCUGGCUGCAGAUGUCAUACAGAUGGCUUCGCUGGGCGAGAUUGAUUUCGAGGGCGCAGAUGUAACCUUUGACUGCACUGGAAAGGAGGUGUGCAUGCAAGCUGGACUUUAUGCAACGAGACCUGGUGGUAAGCUCAUCAUGGUUGGCAUGGGCACGCCAAUUCAGACGCUUCCCAUGUCGGCAUCACAUCUGAAGGAGGUCGAUAUCAUUGGCAUCUUCCGCUACGCCAACACCUACCCGACGGGUAUCAAGAUCCUUUCUGCAGGCGUGCUCCCAAGCCUCGACAACAUGAUCACACACCGAUACCACGGCCUGGCCUCAACCAAAGAAGCUUUUGAGCUCGCGGGAAAAACAAAGGACAAGGACGGCAACUUGGUCGUCAAGGUCCUUGUCGAGAUGUAGAUUCAGCCGGGCUGUAAUUUUGUGCAUUCGCUUUGGCCGGCUGUUACGAAUAAUAGAGGUUACGUAGAAACGACCAGGAUGGCUAGCGGUCGUGGCUGGGCGUUCAUGGUGUGGAUUUUGGGUUCUAGUUCAAGACUGAGAUACCAUUCGCUUUUUGGGAAAGAUUAGGGUAGAUUGCUAUGGGGGCAUCGGAUGGGACAUGUGUCGAUAGGAGUCUGUGUCGAUUAGAAAAUGUAAUGAUAUAAUGCC